AUGUCUCAGACAUUCACAGCGAAAGAUGUUGCCGACCACAAGGACGAGAAGAACGGCAUGUACAUAAUCGUAGAUAGCGGCGUCUAUGAUAUCACAAGUGAGGCUAUUCCCGUCCGACUCUCCUUUUCGCUACCGUCAACCGACUGGACUAACAACACUCUUCUCAUCAUAGAUUUCCUCGACGAGCACCCAGGAGGAGCAAAGAUCCUUAAGCGCAUGGCCGGUAAAAAUGCGACGAAACAGUUCUGGAAGUACCAUGGCAAGAAUGUUUUAGACAAGUACGGUGGUAAGCUGAAGGUUGGGGAGUUGACCGAGACGGCGAAAUUAUAA
Molecule: messenger RNA, 330 nt
Organism: Daldinia childiae
Lineage: Eukaryota; Fungi; Ascomycota; Sordariomycetes; Xylariales; Hypoxylaceae
Exons: 1
Coding region: 1-330 (109 amino acids)
Cellular component (GO): membrane; intracellular membrane-bounded organelle
Molecular function (GO): heme binding
Source: RefSeq, a predicted model, not a curated record